CGUGCGCGCACCCCUGCCGGCAUGGAGGAGGGCGGCGAUUCCGAGCCCAGCCCGGGCUGCAGCGGUCCGAGGCCGGGCGGCGCUCUCGGUGGCGGUGGCGCCCACCCAUGGGCCCCGGAGGACGCCUGGAUGGGCACGCACCCAAAGUACUUAGAAAUGAUGGAAUUAGAUAUAGGAGAUGCUACCCAAGUGUAUAUAGCAUUCCUGGUGUACCUGGACCUCAUGGAGAGUAAGAGUUGGCACGAAGUGAACUGUGUGGGGCUACCCGACCUCCAGCUCAUCUGCCUCGUCGGCACCGAGAUAGAGGGAGAGGGGCUGCAGACGGUGGUGCCCACGUCCAUCCACGCUUCCCUCAGCCACAACAGGGACACGUGUGUGACAUGGUCCUUGCCACACCCAGGGCAUAACAUCCUCAGGACUGCUGACUCCAAAAUGCAGAGGGAACGAACCCGGAUAGAAGGAGGCCAGAGGCACAGCCACAGCGGAGCACAGCCUGCAGCAGAGACGGAGCCAGGACACGGGACCACCUUCCAGGCCCCUCGCUGCGCAGACUGGCAGGGGCUGUCAUCUAUAUUUAAGAGACAGUCCUCCUGGUUUUUUAACACGCUUUACUGUGUGAAAGUCAGAUAGCAAAUUUCACAGUGUUCAAAGUCCUAGUCCUUAUCAGUUAGGAAGAAAGAGGUUUUCCUUCCCUUUGAAGAUGGCGGAGCCUCUCCAAAACGUCCCCUCCCUUCCGUGGAAGCCAGCCUCCUUCUCUCACUCCACAUCCUACGUACUGCGUGAUGCCCUCACUGGUAGCUCUUAAUGCUAUUGCCCAUUCCACACACAAUUCUAUGGGUAUGGAAACAAUUUAAGAAUUUGCAACCUGACUUUAUUUUUAAUAUUGGCUUUGUUUUCACCCAAAAUGUUCCUCCAAGCCUUAAAACCCCUCAGCCAUGUUAGGUAGCUCUCCCUCCUCCCUAGUCCAUUGAAUGAACGAGCUGCCAUCCAAGGCACAGUACUUCUGUCCCGGGCAUGGGGCAUGGCUUUUACAUACAUUAUGGCAUCUUCCCAGGAGAUAGGUAUUACCCAUCAUCCCAUUCUGCAGGCGAAAAACCUGGUGCACCAAAAGGUGAAGUCACCUGACCAAGCUCCUACAGUAAAACCAGGGCUCUCUGCCCUCACCAUUGUACAUACUGCCUGUACUUCCGUCCAGCCGAUUUUUGUUCAUGGAAGACAGCAUUUAAAAGAGUAGCUGACCCCUCCAGGGGGCCAGUAAAUGAACUCCAGUUCAUCAGCAUUUCGCGUCUGCACUGAUUUUUCUUUCCAGCACUUGUGGGAUUUGGGAGCAUCUCACCCUGAGGUUCUCUCUCCGAGGUACUUCUUCCCUUCCCUAAAUCUCAGCAGCUCUCCAGCGUGGUGAGCUCCUGGUGCUGUUGCCACAGUCUUCCAGCAAAGAGAAGCUUCUUGGCUCCAGCACGGUCUUAACGCUCGGGAGAGCUGUGCCCGAUGGGGCCGAUCUGUCACCGAGGCUAUAUUUAGCACCAUCUGCCAGGAAUAUUUCAAACCGCCUAUUUUCGUACAUGCCGUUUUGUGCAAAUGCAACUGCUCCACCACUGGUUCGUGGGAAACCAAGGGCAGUAAGUGGAUUUUCUGGUUUUUAUUGUUAAGCUGCGAGCUGGCCCUCCAGCCAAGCUUCAAAUGAGAUGGUGGAGAGGAAAGAGGCAGGGUUUUCCCAGGGCGUCGGUCCCAGGGACCCAUGCUUUUAGUGGCUCAAACGU
Molecule: messenger RNA, 1760 nt
Organism: Phyllostomus discolor (pale spear-nosed bat)
Lineage: Eukaryota; Metazoa; Chordata; Mammalia; Chiroptera; Phyllostomidae
Gene: TSEN15
Product: tRNA splicing endonuclease subunit 15
Exons: 4
Coding region: 22-630 (202 amino acids)
Biological process (GO): tRNA splicing, via endonucleolytic cleavage and ligation
Molecular function (GO): nucleic acid binding
Source: RefSeq, a predicted model, not a curated record